CGCACAGUUUCUACUGGAACGUGAUGUUCUUCAUUCACAAGCCCAGACAAGCCCCUUCCUCGAAGCAACGCAGGCACACAUCGAUCUCAUACGGAGAAUUACAAUACCUUGCAGCCGGCAGAUCAGGAACGAUUUAUGCGAUCGAUGAGAAGAGAAUCUUGAAACAAUACCAUGAAUGUCGAGCGCCUGGCUUAUGGACGUCUUGGGCCCCAUCCAAACAUCGCUAGAUACUUGGGCAGUACGAAGGAUGGUUCCAUCAUCCUCGAACGCGGGCAGGUCCUUCGGACGGUUUGCCAGAAAACCGGCGCUGCGCAGAUUCCGUUGCAAAGAAAGCUUCGUUGGGUGAGGGACGCUGCCGAGGGAAUCAAACAUGCACACGGAAAGAACAUAGUCCAGGCCGAUUGCAGCUGUAAUAACAUGAUCCUCACGAGGAGCGGUGACUUGAAGAUCAUCGAUUUCGAAGGUUGCAGCAUCGAUGGCGCAGAGGCAGGCUCUCAGUAUGAAUGGUUCAGUUACCGACGGUCAACACCACUCGUAAGCUUUCAGACCGAUAUUUUCGCCUUUGGUUGUGCGACACUCAUCCAGACUUGGAACCACAGCGAUUGCAAACAAUGUGAACAUAGUUGUCCAAAAUGCCGGCUCAGAGGAUGCUCUGCCUAAAUAAUUUUUGAGGAUUAAAGUUAAUGGAUGGUUGCUGACGACCUAUCAGAUGAUAAAUAGCGAGUCUUUGGGUACUACAUCUAUCUCAUGCGUAUCAGCUCCCAGCCAGGAACGAUGUCGCAGAGCAAAGGUAUCAGACAAAGCAGCGCGACUACACUGGAAUUGUAGCAGUUCCAGUGAUACUGAAAUUAGUGUCCUGAUUGCUCUCGUCAGGUUCAUCAACGAGAUCAUCCUAAGUGGUGAAUGCAGAGAUGAUGAAGCAGCAUGGCGAGUUUGGACCAUCUGACAACGAUAUUCUCAAUUUGGUGAAAAGAACUAUCGCAAAACUAAUGGACAAUGACUGGCAUUGGAAACCUCCUCGGAUCAUGAUGCCUUACAACAUCCUCACUUAUCCUUCUUCUCUGCAUCCAAGCCAAAUCCAUCACGCUUUUCCGCAGUAAGUUGGCCAGGAAAGUUCAUGGAAUUGAUGCUUGCUGUCCUGGCAAUACGUUCGUUCCAAUCUUCUGCCAAUGUCGGCUGUGAAAUACUAUUCCUGUCGGUGGAUCGAUCUGUCCCUUGAGAUCCUGGUUUUGAGGUUCCGUUUUGAGAUCUCGGCUGUUUGUCUGACAUGAUGGUGGAUGCUCAGGAAAGUUGGCUCGAUUGGAAGGGUUGCUUGGAGCUGAGGAUGGUUGCGGCUGGAUCUAUGAUAUUAUGUGGUUGUCGAAUCAAGGAAACGAAUGGUAGAGACUUGGGCUCAAAAGGAGAAAUCAGCUUGUCUUGUACUUGAAACCCUUCAAAGUCUGCAUAAAGGACGCUUAGUAUCGAU
Molecule: messenger RNA, 1465 nt
Organism: Exophiala xenobiotica
Lineage: Eukaryota; Fungi; Ascomycota; Eurotiomycetes; Chaetothyriales; Herpotrichiellaceae
Exons: 1
Coding region: 172-660 (162 amino acids)
Source: RefSeq, a predicted model, not a curated record